Molecule: messenger RNA, 2243 nt
Organism: Chenopodium quinoa (quinoa)
Lineage: Eukaryota; Viridiplantae; Streptophyta; Magnoliopsida; Caryophyllales; Amaranthaceae
Product: probable beta-1,4-xylosyltransferase IRX9H
Exons: 4
Coding region: 532-1743 (403 amino acids)
Biological process (GO): plant-type secondary cell wall biogenesis; glucuronoxylan biosynthetic process
Cellular component (GO): Golgi membrane
Molecular function (GO): xylosyltransferase activity; galactosylgalactosylxylosylprotein 3-beta-glucuronosyltransferase activity
Source: RefSeq, a predicted model, not a curated record
UAAUAAUUUUACCAAACACUUUUGUAAACAAUUGACUUAAACAACUAGCUUAAAAAGUCAAUCCAUACAGCUAAUACUUCCGGCUAGUCAAACAAGCCAAACAAACAAGCUAACAGCCAACCGCCGAUUGCCAAACAACCCUAAGGCCGGACUCUUAUGUCAAUUUUUCCGUAAUUAAACAAAAAAAACCUCUUAUGACAAUACUACGUGUCAUUCGACCAUUGGUCCACCACAGCGAGUAUCUCUCUUUUUCCUUUUCCUAUCUGGCAUCGUAAAUUCACUCUUCCCCGCUCCAAAAAAAAAAAAAAAUUGUUUUUGGUUCCUCUAAUCUCUCUCAUUCUCUUCAUCAGUCACUAAUUUUUUUAUUUCAAUCCAAAAAAUUUUAAUUAGGUUUAAAUUUUAAUAUUUUUUGGCUGAAUUUCUGUCGAAGUUUGCACUGAAAUUGUACGGUUGAUUUGAAAAUUAGGGCAAAAUUGGAUACCAAUUAUGUGAUCGGAAGUGUAAAUUUCAAGCUUUUUUGCAUUGAUUUUAAUGGCGUCGAUUCGACGAACACUUUCACCGGCGAAUCAAGAUCGGAGUUAUCAGAACGGAUCAUCUUCAAGUCCAUUUUCGUCGAAUUCGUCGUCUCACAAAGCGUCGAAUUCGAGCAUUUUCGUAAAACCUCGGCGAAUUUUCGCCGGAAUAUUCCUGCUUCGGAGUUCCCGGAGAAAUCAACAGCAUUCAUGGAGGAGACAAUUUUAUCGUUGUUUGCUUUGCUUCUUAAUCGGAAUUUUGUUAGGUAUUUUUCCAUUUGGUCACAUUGAAGAAGAUGAUGUUAGAAUUCAUGAUUUCUCAUUCGAGAUCAAAUCUCAAGUUGAGAAUAAUGUUAAAGAGAAGGAGAUGUUGAGAAAUGAAGAUUCCGGGGUUACCGCGAAAAUGAGCGAGGUUGAGGUUAAGCUUGAUGUGGUGUUAGCAGAGAAAUUUGAUUAUCAACCUAGGAAAUUAUUGAUUAUUGUUACUCCAACUUAUAAUAGGGCACUUCAAGCUUACUAUAUGAAUAGAAUGAGUCAAGUUUUGAAGCUUGUUAAUCCUCCUGUGUUGUGGAUUGUGGUGGAAAUGAGUGCUCAGUCCCCGGAAACCGCCUCGAUUUUAAGGAAUACUGGAGUAAUGUACCGCCAUUUAGUAUGCCAUAAGAAUUUGACUGAUAUAAAAGAUAGAGGUGUUGAACAAAGGAAUGCUGCACUUGAGCAUAUUGAGAAACAUAAACUUGAUGGCAUUGUUUACUUUGCUGAUGAUGAUAAUAUCUAUUCUUUGGAGCUUUUUGAAAGUAUUAGAAAAGUCAGCCGUUUUGGCACGUGGCCUGUUGCUAUGCUGGCACAAAGCAAAAAUAAGGCCAUACUUGAAGGUCCAGUAUGCAAUGAAAGUAAAGUGAUUGGGUGGCACACAAAUGAGAAAAGCAAGGCACUCCGUAGAUUUCAUGUUGAUAUGUCUGGGUUUGCAUUUAAUAGCACUAUCUUGUGGGAUCCAAAGAGGUGGAGACGUCCCUUUUUGAAUCCAGUGCGGCAGCUGGACACCGUGAAGGAGGGUUUCCAGGAGACAACAUUUAUAGAGCAAUUGGUCGCAGAUGAAAGUCAAAUGGAAGGUAUGCCUAAUGACUGUGGAAAGAUUAUGAACUGGCAUCUUCACUUGGAUGCUCGUGGGGUUGCAUAUCCAAGAGGGUGGCUUCUUCAGAAAAACUUAGAUGCUGUCCUGUCCAUCGAUUAAAUUGACAACUCUCUUUUUGAUUUCAACUUAAUGAAGUGUUAUGGUAUGGACUUGGAGUUGCAGUGGUUGCUUCAUCCUACUUGCUAAUCAUCGAAUCCGUUUAUCUCCAGAAGCGCAUGCAGCAGCAUACAAAUUAAGCUUGGGGCUGAGUGAGGAUUUAUGUCCAUUGACAUAUAUACUCUCUCGGGCUAUGCUAUUCAGCUUUCUCAAAGGGGAAAUUUGGAUGUCAUUUGGAAAAAGAAGAGAGAAUAUAGUUUAGCCAUAGAAAUUCAAUUAAAUUCUUGGGCACUGGUAGCCUAUAGCCCUCCAUUUUUUCUUUUAAACUUGGUGGUUUUGUUAUGCCUUGCGAAUCAGGUUCUGAAGUGUAUACAGUGUGACUUGUGUACAAAAAGUUGUGCCUCAAAAUUUUCUUCUGUGAGUAAAAAUUGCAGACUGUAUUGGUGAAUCAAAAGACAGUAAAGUAUUAUGACAAAAGAUAGCGAUGUUAUUAGCCUUCUGAA